CUAUCGUCAGCAUUUUCAGCCCCCCUCCCCUGGGCUGGCUCUGCAUCAUCAUUCAUCAUCAGCAGCAGUCAGUCCAUCCAACGCGUCUUCAGUCCUCACCCGCAGCAAGAAAGCCACACUUUUCCUCCUCCUCCUCCUCCUCCUCCUCCGCCUCUUCCUCUUCCUCCCCCUUCGUUCUCCACACCCACUCUCGGGCUGCGGCUUCUCCGGCUUCCGCGCCUCUUCCUCUGUCGGUCGCGGGUGUGGUGGUUAGCGGCGUUUCUUGGUGGGGUUUUGGUUUUGUGAGGGGAGAAGGGAAGAAGGGCAAUGUCAAAGAUGGGCGAUCGUGGUUAACAAAGUUACUUUCAGCGUCAGAGGGUAUUUCGUACAAAAAGGAACUGCUGUUGGUACAGGAUUAUCAGCUGUGAACACUUUCUGUUUCUAGAGGCCAUUCUCUGUAACACUUUGGAGCAUCAAUUUUGUAGCGUGCUAUCAUGGACUACUCUGCUGGUUCCUACAUGUGGCCUGGCAAUUCAGGUUCUGAGAACUAUAAUUUUGUUGACGGUUCGUCGGAAUCAUAUGCAGAAGAAGGAAGCCUACCACCUUCAGGCUAUUUCAUGGGAGCUGGAUCAGAUCGCAGUUUAAAGAUCACGGAGAAUGAAAGGAACCCCACUAUGCUUGCAAAUGGAUGCUUGCCAUACAACACCCAGGCUCAUCCAUUAUCUGGCCAGAUUCUACCUAAGGGUGAGCUCCCUAACAAUCUUCUGGAUCUUCAACAGCUACAGAACAGCAGCAAUCUGCGAAGCAAUUCAAUUCCCCCAGGGGUUCUUCAGUGCAAUUCAACAUCUGGAACAUUUGAUGCGAAAUUGGAUACACCUGGUCUUGCAGAACUGCCUCAUGCUUUGUCCAGUUCAAUUGAUAGCAAUGGUAGUGACAUUUCUGCUUUUCUUGCUGAUGUGCAUGCCGUUUCUUCAGCCCCGACGUUGUGUUCAGCAUUCCAAAACGUUUCCUCCUUCAUGGAACCAGUAAAUCUAGAUGCUUUCGGUUUCCAAGGGGCACAAAAUGUUGCUAUGUUGAACAAAACAAGUCUUCCAAAUGGGAAUCCCUCGCUGUUUGAUAAUGCUGCCAUAGCAUCACUACAUGAUAGCAAAGAGUUUCUCAAUGGUGGUUCCAUCCCUUCGUUUGGUACUGUCCUGCAGGCACUAGGAGCGGGUGGUUUGAAGGCUGCUCAACAGGAGCAAAAUAUCCGGAAUAUACCUCUCCCUACAUUCACAUCUGGUAGUCAUUUGGCAGUUACUGAUGCACAAGGGCCACCACUUCCUUCAAAGAUACCACCAUUGAUCCAUGACCAUAAUAGUGAGUACCCUAUUAACCAUUCUUCUGAUGUGGAACCCCAAGCAAAUUCAGCUCCUGGAAAUAGUGCCAAUGCGAAGCCACGUACAAGGGCUCGCCGUGGACAGGCAACUGAUCCUCACAGUAUUGCUGAACGGCUUCGCCGAGAGAAAAUUUCAGAAAGGAUGAAAAAUCUCCAAGUCCUUGUCCCAAACUCCAAUAAGGCAGAUAAGGCAUCAAUGCUUGAUGAAAUAAUUGAUUAUGUGAAAUUUCUUCAGCUUCAGGUCAAGGUAUUGAGCAUGAGCAGGCUAGGAGCUCCUGGAGCAGUUCUUCCCCUUCUUAGGGAAUCUCAAACCGAGUGCCAUAGUAAUCCAUCUCUAUCAGCUUCAACCAUUUCACAAGGGCCACCAGACAUGCCAGACUCAGAAGACAGCUCUGCCUUUGAGCAAGAGGUAGUGAAGCUGAUGGAAACGAGCAUCAUCAGCGCGAUGCAGUAUCUUCAGAACAAGGGUCUCUGCCUGAUGCCCAUUGCUCUCGCUUCGGCCAUAUCCAACCAGAAAGGCAUGGCUGCUGCUGCUGCAAUCCCUCCUGAAAAAUGAAAAAAAAAAUGAAAUCGGAAAAAUAUGGGGGGAACAACUGCAGAAGACAUAAUAACUCAACGGCUGCAGAAAUGUGCUGGACACUGCAGGUUUUGUGAAUGAAGUGAAAUCCAAUCCAGGGGGUCAUAAAACAUAGGAAGUUAUCUGACUAAUUCAGGCUUAUGACACAAUCUACUCUAUAGUCUAUAGCUAUUGUGUGCCUGUUGCACAUCAGUUGAUGUGUAUUCUUUUGUUUUUUUUGUAUUGCAUCCGGAUGCUAAUUAGGUAGUAGUGUUUCCUUUGAUGUACAUGAGUAUUAUCUAUGCGGUUUUAUCUAAUGUGCAUAUAAAGUAAAAUCUGGUAUGUUGCUGCUA
Molecule: messenger RNA, 2263 nt
Organism: Oryza sativa Japonica Group (Japanese rice)
Lineage: Eukaryota; Viridiplantae; Streptophyta; Magnoliopsida; Poales; Poaceae
Source: RefSeq, a predicted model, not a curated record